GCCGCCCAUGUCCUGCAGGGAAGGAAGAAGGUUUGGCGACAGUAGCUGAAGGAAGUUCUGUUUGAGUUCGCCUCUUGAUCAUAACGUCACAAUGACUCUUCAGUGGACUGCUGUGGCAGCCUUCCUCUAUGUGGAGGUUGGUGUUCUCCUGGUUCUUUGUAUCCCCUUCAUCUCGGCGCAGAGAUGGCAGAAGAUAUUCAAAUUCAGUUUAUGGGAUAAAAUUGCCCCAUACUGGAACAAGGGAUUUCUCACUAUGAUUAUUAUCCUUAUUGUCCUCUUUCUCGAUGCUAUCCGGGAAGUGAGGAAGUAUUCGGGAGCAGAGCGCACCAUGAGUGACAAGCUUCACCCCAACAUGUUUGAUCACCACCACAUGAAGCUGUUCAGAGCCCAGAGGAACCUCUACAUCUCAGGCUUCUCCCUCUUCCUCUGGCUUACUCUUAGACGUGUCAUCUCCCUUAUUAAUCAGUUGGCGACUGUAGUAGGCACUGGUGAAGCUUUAAAGGUUCAGGCGGAAAAUGCUAACCAGGCUGCUAAGAAUUACAUGGAAGACAAUGAACAACUGAAACGGGCUUUAGAAGGUGGUAACAGAGGAGGCAACAUCCCAAAUAAUGAAAAUGAGAAACUAAGGAAAGAGUUUAACAAGCUGCAGGAUGAACUGAAGAGAACAUCUGAUGCUCUGACCAAGUCCAGGGGUGAAGUGGAGGCCAUGAAGAAACAAACUGAGGGCUUGACUCGGGAAUACGACCGAUUGCUGCAGGAGCAUGAACAGCUACUGAAACGUCUCGAUGAAAAGGAGGACAAGAAGGAUCAGUAGAGCUUUUUUCCUGCUGCUCUUCAUGUUUAUCAGCUGAGAAACAAAGGAGCAAUUGCAGCAUGUUUAAAAACCACCAUCAUUUUAAGGAAUGUUUUCAGAGCUAUGCAUGUUCUCCAGAAUGUGAUGAUACGCAUGCCAAAAAACUGCAUACCAAUAAUCACAGCAAUGAUUAGCUUAGCUUAGUAGCUAAUCUUUUUUAUGUUUGAGAACUCGUGUUAUUGCUUUGAAUAAUUGACAGGAAUAGGUUUUGUUUGUAGUUAAGCUCUGCACAUUUAGUUUCCAAGUUUAGAUACACUGUAUUAGAAAAUAGGUGGGUUGUUAAAUGUGAUAUUUGAAAGCACUUGUGUAGGUUGUUGUUUUUGUUUGCCUUGUACAAGUUUUUUAAUUUACAAAUUCAAGAGCACCAAGAUUAUUGUAGACUGUAUAAAAUUUGAAAACAUUUCACAAUGUGUAGUGAAAAUCUCAUAGGGUACUGUAUGCAGUGUAAAAAUAGCACUUUCAGUAUGCCAUCACUGUGCAUCAGAAGCUUUCAGGUUUGCUUCUGAAGGUUUUAUUGUGCAUAGGGUGUGCUUACUGUUUGCAUCAUGUUCUUACCCCAAUUGUGACUUGCUUCUGUUGCCUUAGUGCCUUAGAAUCUGAAGUAAAUUGUGAAAUUAUAAUUCAUUGGGGGAAGUCCAUAUUAAUGAUGCAUUACUAAGUUUGUUGUAUUUUAAUAUCUUAGUUUUAUGAACAUCUGUAUUUUGAGAAUAAUUUGACAUACAUGAAAGUUUAAAUAGAAUUAUUCAGUAUGAUGAAGCAUCAGACUUUUAAAUGUGAGAGAGGCAUUUUUAUGUUCUCAGACGUAUGGUGUGGCUUUCAGUUUGCAAGAUUUUUUUUGCAUGAGAUAAAUUGGCUACAGUGUGGUCCUGCAACACUUCUUUGCUUGUUCUUUUCUCACUCCUGUUCAUAAUCCCUGUUCAAAAUGGAAUAAGGUUAUUUUUAGCUGUUACUGGCCUGAUCUGGUUUACAACAGGAGUUGAUAUCGUUUCUCCUGGAGACAUCUCUUACUUGAUACUUAGUUUAAAGGAGAGCAAUUAGCAGCAAUUGUAGAAUAACAAUUGCUUAUUCUACAAUUAAAAGUGCCUUAAUGUGAGCUUUAAUUUCACUGGAUAAUGGAUUGUUUUUCCUUAUGCUGUGUAGAAGCUUCCAAACCUUGUUUUUUUCAAUAUUUGCCAUAAACAAUACUGUUGUUAAAUAUAAUUGCAUAAAUGGAAACCUAGUUUUACAGAAAUUCUUGUCUGUGAAAUGUAUAGCGUUAUUUUUUUAUUGCAGAUGUUUUACAGUCUGUGGCUGUGAGUGUAUUGUUUUGCUGUAUGUGUAUUUCCAUACUAUAAAAAGUUGUCACGUGUUUUGCAAUAAAAGCCAAAUGUUAUUUACA
Messenger RNA from Lepisosteus oculatus (spotted gar), 2231 nucleotides. It is a transcript of the gene bcap29, whose product is annotated as B cell receptor associated protein 29. The record is from RefSeq and is a predicted model, not a curated record. Gene Ontology annotation, biological process: intracellular protein transport; endoplasmic reticulum to Golgi vesicle-mediated transport. Gene Ontology annotation, cellular component: endoplasmic reticulum membrane; endoplasmic reticulum. Lineage: Eukaryota; Metazoa; Chordata; Actinopteri; Semionotiformes; Lepisosteidae.